Messenger RNA from Protopolystoma xenopodis, 372 nucleotides. NCBI's taxonomy places the organism in Eukaryota, Metazoa, Platyhelminthes, Monogenea, Polystomatidea, Polystomatidae. The record is from the annotation of a GenBank genome assembly.
CUGCCUAAAUUAACCACCUCAUAUCUUCACUUAGGUCCUGGAAAGGCUAGUUGGUCACCCAGCGACACAUGGUUCGAAGAAACUGGGAGUGAGUAUUUAUUCUCCCGAGUUGCCUCGGUCUUUGGCAGCCGCCUGCCGCAUCGUAGCGUGCUUGACCAGGAUCCAUCCGGGCCGAGUGCCCGCUGCACUGCUAUCCAUCGUGUCCUACCGGAUCUAGCUGGUAUACGAUCCACAGAGACCUCGGGUGAGAAUGCGCCAAUUUGUGAUGGUCGCCGAAGCAAGGGGCCAGUCGAGUUUGUCAGUAUGCUUAAUCUAUCCAGCAGCCAGCUGAAACUCCUUCUUAGGAUGGUCAGUUCUCUGCUUUUUCAUUAA